GUCUCACGCCCAUCGGCUGUCUAGGUAGCUUUAUAUGUGCUUUGUUGAAACUAGGUUCAAACUCAUCGAAACGCCCAAUGCAUGACUGAUAUGGGUUGCUAAAAAUGAAUCGUAGCAUGAAGCCCCCUUUGCUACGUUCCUGCCUUAUCAGUACAUUCACGUGAAGUUGGCUCAGGGGCUGGACGUUGGCGUUGAUCGACUUGACCUGCGCCCGCGCCCACGAGCCCACGAGCCCACGCCGUCGCCAUGACGCGCCGAAUAGUAUGUCAACCCUCGAGAAACAUUCAAUCCCAACGCCCAUCAUGCAAACCUCGAUACAUGUCUUCUUCUAUGUAUGUAUGUAUGUCUUGAUCUGCGACGCUAAUCCUCGGCGCCUCCCUAUCGCAGGUACGCACCAUCACCCAGCUCGGUGCCGCCGCCUUCUUCGCCUUCCUCCUCAUCUUCCUCCUCGAUCGCAACUUUCGACUCCUGCCUAAUGUCGUCCACGAGUACAUGCCCCAACAUCACCAUGGCCUUGUCGUUACCGACAUCGCCAUAACCACGUGCAGCAAAGUCAACAUAUUCUCUUCGUGCAAGCUCGAUCCCGAGGUUUGGCACCGAAUCGACAAAGACCUGUACCUCGGCCACAAGUGGUCCAGCGCAUAUGUCCAUGUCCAGCGGAAGAAGGAGGAAGAGCUCAACGCCAACGACAAGGUUGUUGUUGAUGUCAAAGUGGGACCCCUGGACCCCUCCAAUACUGCCAAAGAGCAGCCCGACCAAAAAUGGGAACCGAGGCCAGCAGGGCUGUGGAUCUUGCGAUCUGCCAAACCACACGCGAGCGAUUCGAAGGAUGCCGUCACCGACGUCGAUGUGCUCUUCGGCGAUGACGCUUACGAAGUACGCCCUGGCUGGGCCAUGCGAGGGGUCGCACUCAUGCUCAAAAUUGACCGAGACAUGCCAGCUGCCCAUAUCACCGUUCGGCGUGGUGGCCACCAACAGUCGCCUAAGCAGCCAGUUCCUCGGAUUAGAGAUAAUGGGAAAUUCAAGAUCAUGCAGCUGGCUGAUCUGCAUCUGAGCACGGGUGUCGGAGUGUGCCGAGACGCUGUUCCAGAUGAAUACGAGGGCGGGCCAUGUGAAGCUGAUUCACGCACCCUCGACUUUGUCGCUCGGCUUCUUGAAGAGGAGAAGCCAGAUUUUGUCGUAUUAAGUGGCGACCAAGUCAAUGGGGAUACUGCGCCUGAUGCCCAAACGGCUAUCUUCAAGUACGCGCAUCUGCUCAUCAAGCAUAAGAUACCUUAUGUGUCAAUAUUUGGCAAUCAUGAUGACGAGGGUUCUUUGCCGCGAGCUGGGCAGAUGGCACUUAUCGAACAGUUGCCAUUUUCACUAUCGAGGGCUGGGCCAGACGAUAUCGAUGGAGUUGGCAAUUAUUACGUGGAAGUUCUAGCCCAAGGGAGCUCCAUGCACUCUGCCCUUACCUUGUAUCUUCUGGACACGCAUUCAUAUUCUCCCGAUGAGCGACACUUCAGUGGCUACGAUUGGAUCAAGCCAAACCAGAUCGAAUGGUUCAAGCAGACUGCUUCGAGCCUCAAGAAGAAGCAUAAAGAAUAUACUCACAUUCACAUGGAUCUUGCCUUCAUACACAUUCCUCUCCCCGAGUAUGCAGUCCCUGAGAACCGCUACGUUGGCACGUGGCGGGAAGGUGUCACUGCUCCGUCAUACAAUACACACUUCCGUGACGCCUUGGUGGAAGAGGGGGUAGUUUUGGUCAGCUGUGGACAUGAUCACGCGAAUGAUUAUUGCAUGCUUUCAACAAAUGAAGAGAAGGGGAAGCCUGAGCUUUGGAUGUGCUAUGGAGGUGGUGCUGGUUUUGGCGGGUAUGGAGGUUAUGAAGGCUUCGUCCGACAAGUGCGCUUUUUCGACAUUGAUAUGAACACGGCACGGAUCACAACAUACAAGCGACUCGAAUAUGGCGAUACGGAGAAACGUAUUGAUCAGCAAAUCAUUGUAGACGGCGGCAAUGUAAUGCAUGCGCCAGAACCGCCAGCGGAGGUGGAAGUGGCCGCCUAGCUGAAAAUCACUCGAAACGUUAAUACCGGCGAUUACAAAGCUUUACAUCAAAGGUUAUUUCGCCAUUGAAGAUACCACACCAGCGAUCAUUCGAUCAUUCGGGACCUUCUAGAUCCCCCCCCCUCUUAACUUGUAUU
Molecule: messenger RNA, 2183 nt
Organism: Xylaria bambusicola
Lineage: Eukaryota; Fungi; Ascomycota; Sordariomycetes; Xylariales; Xylariaceae
Product: calcineurin-like phosphoesterase
Exons: 3
Coding region: 493-2046 (517 amino acids)
Cellular component (GO): cytoplasm
Molecular function (GO): phosphoprotein phosphatase activity
Source: RefSeq, a predicted model, not a curated record